Molecule: messenger RNA, 1866 nt
Organism: Etheostoma cragini (Arkansas darter)
Lineage: Eukaryota; Metazoa; Chordata; Actinopteri; Perciformes; Percidae
Gene: slc1a4
Product: solute carrier family 1 member 4
Exons: 8
Coding region: 174-1769 (531 amino acids)
Biological process (GO): L-serine transport; L-glutamate transmembrane transport
Cellular component (GO): plasma membrane
Molecular function (GO): L-aspartate transmembrane transporter activity; L-threonine transmembrane transporter activity; L-alanine transmembrane transporter activity
Source: RefSeq, a predicted model, not a curated record
CGUCGCUCAUUCUCCAUUGGCUCUCUCUCCACUCUGCACUCAGCCUUCACACACCAGACCAGCCUCCACACAGCUGAGUGCGUGCGCCCAACGUGUGAGCGUGAGUGUGUGUGAAUCCAACCAACCUGCUUGGACUGGACUCAGCUUCCCACGCCGCUCCAAAGAGGAAAAAGAUGGAGAAAAAGAGCGCGAUCAACGGGCACAUGCCCAGCUCGGCGUCCACUGAUCGGAUCCUGGAGAAAAGCGCGCGGAAGAGCUUCGGGGAGAAGCUGAUGGAGUUCCUGGGAAAGAACCUGCUGGUGAUCAUGACGGUGUCGGGGGUGCUGGUGGGCAUCGGGCUCGGGAUGAUGGUCCGAAAAAUGGACCUGACCAAGGCACAGAUGACCUACUUCGCCUUCCCCGGAGAGAUGCUCCUCCGGAUGCUGAAGAUGAUUAUCCUGCCCCUGGUCGUUUGCAGCCUCGUCUCUGGCGCCGCCAGCCUGGACACUCGCUCCCUGGGCAAGCUGGGGGGCAUCGCGGUCGCCUACUUCCUGGUGACCACGCUGAUCGCUUCUGGGAUCGGGGUGGCCCUGGCCUUCAUCAUCAAACCCGGCGUGGGCGCCGGAGCCCUGAACACCAACAGCCUGGGGCUGGAGAGCGUCAGCAGCAACAAGGAGACCGCUGACUCCUUCUUAGACCUGGCCAGGAAUUUAUUCCCAGCAAACUUGGUGGCUGCUGCUUUCCGUUCUUAUGCCACUGACUACAAGAUGGUUGCUGUAGGGAACGACACCAAUGGGACCGCCCUCUAUCAAAAGGUGCCUAUUGGUACAGAAGCAGAUGGCAUGAACAUCCUAGGUCUGGUGUUAUUUGCCAUGGUGUUUGGAGUGGCGUUGAGGAAGCUGGGAGAUGAGGGAGAAGAACUCAUUCGUUUCUUCAACGCUUUCAACGAGGCCACCAUGGUGCUGGUGUCCUGGAUCAUGUGGUACAUCCCUUUUGGCAUCAUGUUUCUGGUGGGGAGUAAGAUUGUGGAGAUGGAAGAUGUGGUUCUUCUAGUUACUAGUCUGGGAAAAUACAUAUUUGCUUCAAUCCUGGGCCACAUAAUCCACGGAGGCAUCGUCCUGCCACUAAUCUACUUUGGCUUCACACGCAAGAACCCCUUCAGUUUCCUGUCAGGCCUCAUCACGCCCUUCACCACUGCCUUUGCAACCUGUUCCAGUUCAGCAACUCUUCCCUCUAUGAUAAAAUGUGUGGAGGAGAACAAUGGUGUGGACAAACGCAUCAGCCGCUUUAUCCUUCCCAUCGGGGCCACGGUCAACAUGGACGGGGCGGCCAUAUUCCAGUGCAUCGCUGCUGUUUUUAUCGCUCAGCUCAACAACGUUGAUCUGAACGCUGGACAGAUCUUUACCAUCUUGGUGACAGCCACAGCCUCAAGUGUCGGUGCAGCAGGCAUCCCGGCCGGCGGCAUCAUUACCAUCGCUAUUAUCCUGGAGGCCAUUGGCCUGCCGACCAACGACCUGUCCCUCAUGCUAGCUGUUGACUGGAUUGUGGAUCGUACCACCACGGUGGUAAACGUGGAGGGCGAUGCUCUGGGUGCAGGAAUCCUCCACCACAUCAACCAGAAGGAGAUGAAGAAGCACAAGGAGCAGCAGCAGCAGCAGCCGCAGGAGGAAGGGGAACUGGCGGAGGUCCUGGUGGAGGUGGUGGCCAAAGUCCAGGCGGAGGAGGAGAACUCGCCGUACAUCAUUCACCAAACCAAAGCCAUGCCUGAAGCCAUUGAGUCAGUCCUGUGAACUAAGCCAGACUUUUUCUCUUGCCCCCUGACCUAUCAAUACUUCUGAUGUUGCUGCUGACCGGACACCAUUCUGACUCAGUAUCCAUUAAAAAAAA